AUGGCAAGUAGACCAGAGGACCAGGAAGAUGAAGACGAAGUGGGCAUGAUGAAGACUGUCAAGUACCUUGAAAGUCUGAUCGAGGCUUGCGGGAACAAAGGCAUCCCUCCGAAUCGCAUAGUGCUUGGUGGCUUCAGCCAGGGGUGUGCGAUGAGCCUCUUGGCCGAUCUGAUCAGUCAAAGGUAUAGUGGUAGGUUAGCGGGCAUUGCUGGUGUCAUGGGGUAUCUACCGCUUGCUGGAGGUUUCAGGAUCAACGACUUGCGAGCACAUGCUGGACUGCCUCCUGUCGUGGGUGAGGUGCCGAUGUUUCUGGCUCGUGGCCAGAAGGACCAGAUGAUACCGAAGCGAGUCUGGAACCAGACGUUGAAGAAGUUGGAGGAGCUGGGCGUCAACAAAGAUGCGAAGGAGGUUCAUGAGUAUGAGGGCUUGGGCCAUGCCUUCAGUGGGCCGCUGUUGCGAGAUAUGUGCAUGUGGUUGGAGAGGGUAAUACCAAAGUUAGAAGACUGA
Messenger RNA from Saxophila tyrrhenica, 507 nucleotides. RefSeq lists its product as uncharacterized. The record is from RefSeq and is a predicted model, not a curated record. Gene Ontology annotation, cellular component: cytoplasm. Bases 1 to 507 code for a protein of 168 amino acids. Lineage: Eukaryota; Fungi; Ascomycota; Dothideomycetes; Mycosphaerellales; Extremaceae. Gene Ontology annotation, molecular function: palmitoyl-(protein) hydrolase activity; carboxylic ester hydrolase activity. Gene Ontology annotation, biological process: protein depalmitoylation. The transcript has a single exon.